GAACCGGAUGUGAGCCAUCAUGGAUUAGAAACUUUUCCAAAUUUAUCCGUAACGUUCGAUGCAAGUGUUCUCCGAGUACAAGUCCGUACACCGAGGGUUGGGAGGGGCCGGGAUCCAGGAGAAAAUAAUUUGUUUCAGUUCAAAAUAAGUUUCCAUCGCAAAAUCUGCGAUGUAUUUGAAUAAAUCAUAAUAGAACUCAAGAGAAUGCUCAUGUAUAAUAAAAUCUUAUAGAGAAUAGGGAUCCACUAAAAUAAUUGAAUAUUGCGGAUAUCUCCUAUACGGGAAUGCCAAGAUUUCUUAUUUUUAUUCCACAGCGAUGAGAAAUUUUUGCAAAAAUCAAACAUCUUUUUUUCUUCUCGUUCAAUAUACCGUUUGCGAGUGUUCAUGUUUUUUUUUCUUUCAACCAUACAAAAAUUUCUUUGAAAGAAAAUAACAAAAAAGAAAUAUAUUCGUUUUUCUUUUACGAUGAUAAUAUAUAUGCAGUUUUUAUCACAUGCCUCGCAACUCCAUAGUGUAAUUUCGAAAUAAAAAAAAAAAAAGAAAAUUGUCUUUCUGAUUUUUGCACAAACUUUGAGGCAACAACAACAACAACAACAACAACAACAACAACAAGCAACUCUCGAAAAGAGGUCUUUCCCGCACGAAGUUGGCAACUUUUUGUCGUCUUUUUUUUCUUUUUCUUUCAAUUUUCCACGAUGACGCGGGGUCAACACAAGAAGAAAACAAGCUCCGACAUUUAUUAACCGAAAAGUGACUUGUACGACGCGCGAAUCGUACUAGCCGACCUCAUUUUAUACUCGUCCGAAUACCGUCGAAUAAAUAACAAAAUGAAAUAAAAUUGAUUGUAUUAGGAAUAAUAGAAUUGCUACAGGACAAAAAUUUGUCGUGCAAUGGCGUCGUUUUUAUGAUCGAAGGAAGAAUAUGCCUCGUUACUGAGCAGCAACGAAUAUACAACAGCAAAUCCUGCCCGACAUGCAGCACAAGCGAAUUCAGAAACUUUUAUUGUCGGAGUAUUGUGAUUUUUCGGACAAGAUUUUGAUCGAAUCACCGUUCGCGGAAACCACCAGGGACGGUCUUGGAUUGUGUCAAGUUGCUUUAGGGCUCACACCCUCCAAGCUCGUUAUCGCGGCUGAUAUCUUGAAAAAUAAUUCCGAAUUUACUUGCCCAACCGAUUUGGAUCCGAGCAUCGAGAGCUUGGAACUGGUCUCGAUUUAUCCUCUUGAAUUUAUCGCUCUCAGCGUUUUUUGUCGAAGAAAACGGAAAACCCUCAAGGCAAGAUUAGUCGAUGGUAGAGCCAAGUACUACGAGCUCGGUGGAAUGGAAGGAAGAAAUGUCUAUUGGGCACUGUGGACGGAGAAUGUACGGGAAUUGAAUGAAAUGAAGCGAGAGGGUAGCUCUCUGUCGGAAACAACAGCGGCGAGUUCGUCGAGCGCGAGUACGAUCUAUUUAUUCUCAUCGGGAUUUGAGGCUAAGAAUAAAAAUAAUGAAGAAGGUGGUGGUAGUAUAUGGACUCGUUACGGCGGAGCUGGCGAUGGUCAGGCAUGUUCCUGGAGGCGAAAGGACAUAUACCUCGGCCCAUCCUACGAGGAGCUUUCUCAAAAUUAUUAUAGGCCUGUACCGGUGAGAUUCGCGGGGGCGACUUUCGAGCAAAUUAGCCAAGAGCUCAGGGACGAAACACCCAAGAAUCUCGUUCUCGGUGGCAACAGAACUUGUACCACCAACGGCUGCAGCAACAGUUGGCCGUGUACGAGAGUAUCGAUUAGAAAAUGUGUACGAUUCGAUCGAGCCGGCGGUACUCGCGAGAUAAUAAAAAAAGCUCGACGAUCGCGUCAGACGAUUGAUGCCGAAGGUUCCGGUAUGCUCAAUCGGACGAUACCGGAAUGGGAGAGUAAUAACGAAGCUCGCGGAACUUUCUCGAAGGCGGAACGGCGUCGAAUUAUUCCGGGGGCUUUAUUCGCGAAAGUAAACGGUGGAAUUCGUCAGAAACACAAAUCGGGAUCACCCAGAAGACACGCGAACACCGUAGCACCGAAAUUGUCACGUUUUGGAUUUGGAGUCGGUGAGAAUUGUCUCUCGGGUUUGUAUCUCGAGCCCUGGCAAGGGGAUAAACAAGUAUUUAGAUUACGUAGCGAGGCUCGAAUGAACCUGUCGUCGUCACCGCCGUCACCGCCGUCACCGCCGUCACCGCGCACUCUUAUCGAGAGUAGUAUUUGCGUUUGGGAGAAUCCGGGGGAGGAAAAAUUUCGUCAAAAGAAAAGAGCUCGGCAUCCCCGUCGUUACGCUCUAGCGACAGCGGCACACUUUUUUCACGCUCUCGGGCCAUGGUCGGUGCAACCGGGCGAAAGAGAAUCCGUUCAGAGGCAAAGAGCCUGUAGCACCGUUUCAAUUCGUCGACAACCCGUGGAAUCGGAAUUGAGACUGCCCGUUUCCAAGAGACAGCUCGCCGCGAGUGUCUCGAUGACGGGCCUCGAUCGAGCCAAGACCGGAAGCGUCUUCUCCUCGUCGAGCAAUAAGGCUCGGGUUAUCCUCUUUUGGACCCCCGAGUACUGGUAUCGGCCUCGGGCUGCCGCCGUCGCUUACAAACAGUUGAGAAACCAUCUUGCUCUCAUCAGAGAGUUUCGAACGAGAAAAGAGGAUGAUGGAAAAAUACGAGCGGGUUAUUUGUGCGGAAUAGGAAGAAACAAUUGCCAGAACGACGGCCACCGGACUCUCGGAGAACCGUCGUCCGGUCAUCUUUUGAGAAGAAUAUUUUCGUCCGGAGAAACGAGAAAGAGAGACAAGAGAAAAGCGGCGGAUCGUACGAGUGUAAAAACCGCCGGGGGGGCGAGUCAACUGAGACGUUUGCUAAGAAUGGAUCUAAGAAUAACAGCUUGGGAUUUUGAUAGUUGGACGAUCGCCCGUCAAUUGACUCUCAUUGAUUGUGAAUUAUUUUUAAGAAUUCCCUGUGCGGAGAUAGACGUUUUAUUGAAUGAAAAAUCAUCGAGAAAUGCACCGAAUCUCGGGGCUUGGAUCGCCUUUGGUCAUAGAAUUUCUUGUUUAACAGCGAGCGAAGUAUUAGCCACGAAAAAACUCGAUAUGAGAACGAGGAUUCUCUCGAGGUUCAUCAACGCCGCUGACAAGUGUUACGCUCUUGGAAAUUUUCAUUCUUGCAGAUCGAUCCUCGCCGGACUCGAAUCUCCACCGAUUUACAGGCUGAACGCCACGUGGUCGCGUUUAAGGAGCCAUCAUUCAACGAGAUACGAAGCGAUGCAACGGCUUUGCCUAAUUUAUCGUAACACGAGAUCAAAGAGUUAUCGGAGGGCUUGGCAAAAGUGUGAAAGACACCCUCCUUUUUUGCCGUACGUCGGUCAUCUUCUCGAUAGGAUUAUUUAUCAAGAUGAUUAUAAAGGAUCCGCUGGAAAUUCCCCGGAGAGAAAGAGCGAAAUGAAAAGCAAAAUUGGCGUUAUUGGAAAUCUCGACGAGACGAAGAAGCCACUUUUGGUCGAACGUAGAAAAAGCCUGAGCGAAAGAAUCGUUUCAAAGGCAAUCUCGCAACUUCGAUACCCGAUACUACUCGCUCGGCGACCGUAUAUUAAACUAAACAAGAAUGGUGACGAACCACCAUGGACCACGAAGGAGAGAGAACUGGCAAAGAAAUUUUAUACCAAUUGGCGACGAUCGAUUCUCACCGCUAAAAUUUUGGCUGAGAAAGAAGCAAAAAUUAGAGCGAUGGAUCCAAAGAAGCUUCGCGUUAUUACGAUCGGUUAUUGGUUGUGCGAAUGUCAAAAACACUGCCAAAAAUAUCAUUUUCCUGGACAUCCGCUCGCGUCGGAAUUUUUACUCAAAGCCCGAUAUCGCGAGGACAGAGACAACUUUUUUAUUAGCUUGAAACUCGAACCUCCCUAUGGAUGA
Molecule: messenger RNA, 3891 nt
Organism: Venturia canescens
Lineage: Eukaryota; Metazoa; Arthropoda; Insecta; Hymenoptera; Ichneumonidae
Exons: 3
Coding region: 973-3891 (972 amino acids)
Biological process (GO): Ras protein signal transduction; positive regulation of GTPase activity
Cellular component (GO): plasma membrane
Molecular function (GO): guanyl-nucleotide exchange factor activity
Source: RefSeq, a predicted model, not a curated record